Musca domestica (house fly) is the source of this 2329-nucleotide messenger RNA. Its product is annotated as phenoloxidase 2. The record is from RefSeq and is a predicted model, not a curated record. Bases 49 to 2118 code for a protein of 689 amino acids. Gene Ontology annotation, molecular function: oxidoreductase activity. The transcript has 4 exons. Lineage: Eukaryota; Metazoa; Arthropoda; Insecta; Diptera; Muscidae.
GCGGAAUAUCUAUAGUUUACUUUAUACCGGAAUAUUAUUUUUGCGAAAAUGUCUCGAUCAAUGGCGGACAAGAAAAACCUUUUACUUUUGUUUGACAAACCCACUGAACCUGUGUUCAUGGAAAAGGGCAAAACACCCACGGUAUUCGAUGUUCCAGAUAAAUUUCUAACCGAUCGUUAUCGUCCGAUUGGUAACGAGGUGCAAAGUCGUUUUGGUGAAAGGGCCGAACAAAGGGUGCCGGUGCGCGAUAUUACCUUGCCCGAUCUACGUAUACCCAUGUCCUUGGCUAGAGAUGAACAAUUUUCUCUGUUCAUACCACGUCAUAGACGUAUUGCCGGACGUUUAAUUGAUAUCUUCGUGGGUUUGAGAAGCAUUGAAGAUUUGCAAAGUGUUGCCGUGUAUGCUCGUGAUCGUGUUAAUCCAUUUUUAUUUAACUACGCCUUGUCAGUGGCUCUGUUACAUCGUCCCGACACCAAGGGAUUGGAUUUACCCUCAUUUGCACAAUCGUUUCCCGAGAAAUAUGUGGAUUCGAAGGUAUUUCGCCAGGCUCGGGAAGAGGCUAGUGUAGUGCCGGAGGGAUCACGCAUGCCCAUUGUUGUGCCUCGGGAUUAUACUGCCUCCGAUCUGGAUCCGGAGCAUCGCCUAUGGUAUUUCCGUGAAGAUAUGGGUAUUAAUUUACAUCAUUGGCACUGGCAUUUGGUGUAUCCGUUUGAGGCCGGUGAUCGUACGAUUGUAGACAAGGAUCGUCGUGGUGAACUAUUCUAUUAUAUGCAUGAACAGAUUAUGGCCCGCUAUAACAUGGAACGAUUUAGUAAUAAUUUGCCACGUGUUGCGAGAUUUAAUAAUUUCCGUGAACCCAUUUCUGAGGGAUAUUUCCCAAAAAUGGAUUCUCUGGUGGCAAGUAGAUCAUGGCCACCCCGUUUUAAUAAUAUCAAGCUGAGUGAUUUGAAUCGUGAAAGUGAUCAGAUUAAUGUUGAUAUAAAUGAUUUGGAGCGGUGGCGUAAUCAAAUUAUGGAAGCGAUUCACAAGGGAUUUGCUGUGGAUGAAAGUGGCAACCAACAACGCCUUACCGAACAGGAUGGCAUAAAUAUUCUUGGAAAUAUGCUUGAAUCAUCGAUAAUAUCACCAAAUCGUAAUCUCUAUGGAGAUUUGCAUAACAUGGGCCAUGUUCUGAUAUCCUAUGCCCAUGAUCCGGAUCAUAGACACUUAGAGUCAUUCGGCGUCAUGGGUGAUUCGGCAACAGCAAUGCGUGAUCCAGCCUUUUAUAGAUGGCAUUCCAAUAUUGAUGAUAUCUUUCAGGAGCACAAACGUAAAUUACCACCCUACACAUUGCCACAAUUACAAUACGAUGGCAUAACCAUCGAAGGUUUACAGGUUGCAAGUGAUGGUGGACAACCGAACGUUUUGUCAACAUUUUGGCAACAAACCGAUUUGGAUCUAUCACGUGGUAUGGAUUUUGUACCAAGAGGUAAUGUCUUUGCCAGGUUUACACAUCUACAGCACACACCGUUUACAUACACACUGAAUGUGAAGAAUGCAAGUGGCGCCCAACGUUUCGGUACGGUGCGUAUAUUUUUGGGUCCCAAAACUGAUGAACGUGGCCAGCAAAUGUUGUUUAACGAACAACGUCUGAUGAUGGUGGAACUGGACAAAUUUGUGGCAUCAUUCAAUCCCGGACAAAAUACCAUACGACGACGUUCGGAAGAGUCCAAUGUUACCAUACCGUUUGAGAGAACAUUCCGUAAUUUGGAUGCAAAUCGACCCAAUGCCAACACCUCCGAGGAAUUGGAAUUCAAUUUUUGUGGUUGCGGUUGGCCGGCGCAUAUGUUAAUACCCAAGGGAUUGCCGGGUGAUGGACUGCGCUGUCAGCUAUUUGUUAUGAUUUCCAACUAUGAAGAUGAUCGGGUCGACCAAGAUCUUGUUGGUAGCUGCAGUGAUGCCUCAUCUUAUUGUGGCGUGCGCGAUCGUAAAUAUCCCGAUCGUCGUGCCAUGGGUUUCCCAUUCGAUCGUUUGCCGCGCCAGGGGGCUGAUCGUUUAACGAAUUUCCUAACACCAAAUAUGAGUAUCGUGGAUGUUUCUAUUCGCCACGAUGCUAAUCGCGUUGUGCAACGUCAGUAAAUGAAUGAUCGAUGAACGUUGAUGGAUUUUAUGGCAAUUGCUUCAAAGGAUUUAUGAUUUGGAUUAUGUAUUAGUUUGUAAUGAAGGUUCAAAACUCUCAGUUUAGUUAAGCAAUCGAAACGCGCACUUCAUAAAUUUAUAUAUCUUAUAUAAAACUUAAUGGUAAUAAAUAUAUAUUAUUCAUACAACAAAUAUAUAAUAUUCAAUCAAA